Diutina rugosa is the source of this 1722-nucleotide messenger RNA. RefSeq names its product M20 family metallopeptidase. Gene Ontology annotation, cellular component: fungal-type vacuole lumen. The transcript has a single exon. The record is from RefSeq and is a predicted model, not a curated record. Bases 1 to 1722 code for a protein of 573 amino acids. NCBI's taxonomy places the organism in Eukaryota, Fungi, Ascomycota, Pichiomycetes, Serinales, Debaryomycetaceae. Gene Ontology annotation, molecular function: metallocarboxypeptidase activity.
AUGCACGCCGAGUACCAUUCGAUGAUGAGUUCCGGGCGGCUCACGUUGGCCCAGAAAAAACGCCAGCUCUUGAUCGUCACCGUCGUCGUGGUGGCGGUGGCGGCGUUGUGUCUUUUGCCCCUCCUCGAGGCGGUGAAAGUGUGGGUGACUCCCUUGGACCAGCGGGAUAAGUGUCCCAUCCACAACAAAGUGGUGCCCCCUGGUUUCAAACACAACAAUGAGUCAGUGGAUACGAUCGUUAACGACCCCCAUUACGCCGAGGUUGCCGUGCAAAGACUCCAGGGAGCAAUUGCCAUCGACACGUCGAUCGGCGACGAGUUGCCGCCGUAUAGCGAUACCGAGUUUUGGCAACGGUUUGAUAAGUUCCACCGUUACUUGGCCAUGACGUUCCCGAAGCUCCGGCGCCAGAUGAAGGUGGAAACCGUCAACCACUAUGGGAUAUUAGCAACGUGGAAAGGGAGCGACAAAUCGCUUAAACCGAUUGUGCUUAUGGCUCACCAGGACGUUGUCCCCGUGCUGAGGGACUCGUGGGACCAGUGGCACCACCCCCCGUUCCUGGGCCACUUCGACGGCGAGUAUAUUUAUGGCCGCGGUACUUUGGACUGUAAGGGUCAACUAAUCGCGAUUUUGGCGCUGUUGGACAAAUUGAGGCAGCUGGGAUUUAAGCCUAAGCGUACCAUCAUCGUGCUGUUGGGGUUUGAUGAGGAACUGCUGGGACUCGAAGGGGCGAGGCACUUGGCUCAAACGUUGGAAAAACGCUACGGAAACCACUCCAUUUACGCAAUCAUCGAUGAAGGCACGGGGUUUUUACACGACGAGUUCAGUGGCCAGCUUGUAGCCGCGCCCGCCGUCGCCGAAAAGGGGUACGUCGAUAUCUGGACCACGCUUACCGUCCCCGGAGGCCACUCGCUGGUCCCGCCCGACCACACGCUGUUAGGGAUCAUGGCCGAGUUGGAAACCCUUAUCGAAGAAGAUCCCUACGACCCGCUUUUGGUGGCGGAAAACCCGUUCAUGGCCCAUUUGGAGUGUGCCGCCGUUAACUCCGACCACAUGCUGAAAUACAGCCGCAAACAGAUCCUUAGGGCGGCGUUCGACCCCAUCGCCAACAAGGCCGUCGUCAACAAGUUGCAGACGCUGCCCUACAAGUAUUACAUCCAAACCUCACAAGCCAUGGACGUGAUCCAGGGGGGGGAGAAAGUCAACGCGUUACCGGAAAGUGUGAUUUUAGGGGUGAAUCACAGAGUCACCAUUGGCCAGCUGGUCGACGACAUCACGUUUCACUUUGCCAACCGGGUGAGAAAAGUGGCGGAAAAGUAUGAUCUUACCCUCUACGCCUAUGGCGACCGCGUGAUUGAGGGAGCCAACGGAGUGUUCAACGUCACUCAACGGGGGAAACUUCCACCGUCGCCAGUCACUCCGACCAAGGGGAAAGCCUGGCAAGUGUUGGCGGGGACCAACCGCCACGUGAUCGAAGAUCUCGGUCUCUUCCCCAAAGUGAAAUACCCCGUGAUGACCACGCCCUCGAUCAUGACGCCCAACUCCGAUACCCGCCACUACUGGAGCCUCACCGACAACAUCUUCCGGUUUGCUCCCCUCGUGAUGUCUUUAGAAUUUGAGGGCGUCCACUCCGUUAACGAAAAAGUGAGUCUUGAAAACCACUUGUUGAUGAUUGCCUGGUACCACGAGUACCUCCAGGCCGCCGACGCCGCGGCGGACCACUAG